AUGACCACAGCCGCCUCCUCCUCGACGUAUGGCGAGUCCAUCCUCUCGCCAUCCACCACGACCUCCUUCGCCUCCUCCUCCGCCUACCCCAUCUCCUCCGCCACCCUCAGCGGCGCAGACCACCUCCGCGACCUAUUUCACCGUCGCAUACGCAGUCUCGUCCACCUCAAGCGCUCACUCCAGGGCCAGCGCACGUGGCACUCCACGGUUCAGCUGCAACCUCCCGACCUCGCGACCGCCUUUGACAAUGACCGUAUGCACCGCCGCACCCUGCGCUAUUCCCUUCUCGGUUUCAGCCUCUCCAGCAUCCUCGACAUCUCCAACCCUGCCGAUAUGGCUCGCGCCAUCAUAUCGCUCAUCAACGAGCUCGACAGCUAUACGGACGACAACAUCAUCGCGCUCACCAGCGGUACGGGCGCGGCCAACUUCGGCACCCAGAGACCAAAGAUGCGCAAUCUGUUCAAGAGCGGCAAGCAGGCGCUAAAACGCUCCGCGGCCGCUCAAGCGAUCAGCGAGUUCGGCACGGACUCGAACGUAGGGUCGACUUCGGCCGGUGCCAACAGCGAACAGGCCUCCUACCUCAUGGCGCCCAACAUUCCGUUCCAGCUCGACUUCUUUCAGACGUUCUUCACGCUGUGCGAUCUGUUGACGGAGGUGUACUACAAGAUGAUCUCCUUCUUGCCCAGGGACGCGGCCACAGACGGGGCGGGAGAGGCGAGGACCUCGUCCCCACCAACGUCGGCGGGACCCGCAGGGCAGGAUCAAGAUAAGCCAGGCAUGCCCAACCUGGCGUUGUCGGACUUGUACGGCGAGUCAGCUGUCGGUACCGGGAUCGGGAUUAGUGUCAUGACGAUGGAUCUGUUGCUGAAGGCAGAUGCCAAGAUCAAAAAGACCAUCAGUGUCCAGGUCAAGGAUGUCGACGGUCUAGCGCGGCAGACGAUCAAGGACGAGCUUGCCUCGCUCGAUCCCUUGAUGAAGGAUCUCGGGAUCGAUACUGGCGCUGUCAAUGCUGCAUUUCAAUCGUCUUCGAACAGCGGAAAUGCAUCAACGAGCGCCGGUCUACCCUCCUCAUCAGCAUCCGCACUGCCAUUCAGCCUCUCAAACCAACCCUCAACCUCAUCGACCACAUCCCCAACACCAGCCAGCACACACUCGAAACUAUCCACCUUCAUACCAGCCUCCAGCCUACCCUCGCACUUUCGUCGUGGCACCGUCAAGCCCGACCCACGCACCUCGUCGCACGACGCAAGUGCUGGGCAUCAUCAUCUCAACCUCACUUCCCUCGCCAGCAGCGGUGGUGCUAGCGUAAACGGAAACGGUUCGACCGACAGCGGAUCGUUGAUCCGCUCGCAAUCGGGUCGGAUCAGGAGGAUGAUGAGUGGAGAACGGGCGGAGGAUACGAGUGUACCAGUCUAUCCGGCGGCUGCUGUGAGCCCGAUCAAGGACGCAUAG
This is a messenger RNA of Kalmanozyma brasiliensis GHG001, 1452 nucleotides long. RefSeq lists its product as uncharacterized. Bases 1 to 1452 code for a protein of 483 amino acids. Lineage: Eukaryota; Fungi; Basidiomycota; Ustilaginomycetes; Ustilaginales. The record is from RefSeq and is a predicted model, not a curated record. The transcript has a single exon.